CCGGGACAGGCGACCCGUGCACGGCUCCGAGAGGCGGAAGAUCCCGCUCACCUGCUCCGCUCUUCAGUGCGUUCACCUCACGGCACGCUAGACGUUUCUAUCUGGACGUUUCUAUCCGGUUUCAAGUCUUUUUUUUUAUUUUGCUACCAAACUACUGUAGUAACUCAUGACUUUGGAGCUGGCAGGAAGUCACGUGAAAUAAGAAAAAAAAAAUCAUUUAUGCUCCAAUUUAGCUUCAUAAUUAUUUUUGUUUAUUUUUUAAUCACGUGACGCCAAAUUUCAAUCAGUUGAGUUUUAUUAAAAAGGAAAAAAAACGGACGGCGCACCUGACCUCUGAUGACGUCACGCGUCUGCGUCCAGACGGCUGAUGCUGUGAGAGGAGGACGAGGAUGAGGAGGAUGAAGGUGGAUAGGAGCCACCUGCUGAGUCUGUCCAGAGAAGGAACCUGUGGAAAGUUCCAGAAAGAGGGAAUGCUGCAGGUCGGCCGUGAGGGGACAGGACUGGCUCCGAGGUUCUGUCGUCUGCGAGGAAACCUGCUGUUCAUCCUGAAGUCGCAGAGCGGCGAGACGAAGGAGGUUCUGCUGCUGGAGAGAUGUAACGUCGUGAAGGUUCCACACAGCAGCAGACGGCUGACUGUCAGCUUCGAGGGCGGCGACCCCCCGCUGGUCCUGCAGUGCGGCAGCUCGGCCGAGUGCACGGCGUGGCUCCGAGCACUGACCGACGCCAACGUGGAGACGCUGAGGGGGCGGAUCGCACGCCUGCGCACGCUCAUCCACGUGCACGGCGCAGGGGAGGGGCUUGAGGAGGAGCGGCAGCGUGGGGGAGAGUUUACAGGUCCGGUCGCCAUAGAAACCGGAGUCAAAGUCCAAGUGUCUGUGGAUCACACUGACAGACAGGUCAGGACUCACCCAUGCAGCAAUGACAGUGCAGAGAGAGCGAUGACAGCCUGCAGCGACUGUCUCCGUCCACCUGGAGACGGCAGCAGCACCUCUGCUGGACAGAGGAACUUUCUGAGUUUCCCGUCUUUCUCCAUCCGAGAUCUGCUCAAGUCGAAGGAGCCUCACAACCCCGUCAGCCUGAGUGUCAUCAUCACACUCGCAUUCGUCUGUAACAACCAGCUCCUGAAGACUGCUUGAGGUUGCCAUUGGACUGUCAACAAUUUCUAAACAAUGCAGGGUCUAGCUCUGAUUGGCUGUUGCUAGGAUAUCCGUAACCACAGGAGGAAGUGAGAGGUUAGCUU
Molecule: messenger RNA, 1240 nt
Organism: Salarias fasciatus (jewelled blenny)
Lineage: Eukaryota; Metazoa; Chordata; Actinopteri; Blenniiformes; Blenniidae
Exons: 9
Coding region: 390-1136 (248 amino acids)
Source: RefSeq, a predicted model, not a curated record